Molecule: messenger RNA, 1491 nt
Organism: Angiostrongylus costaricensis
Lineage: Eukaryota; Metazoa; Nematoda; Chromadorea; Rhabditida; Metastrongylidae
Source: the annotation of a GenBank genome assembly
AUGGUUCGGAUGACAACGCGUUGCUUGUGCAUCGUCGCAGUGCUCAUCGUAUUCAUACCACUCUAUCUUAUCCUGAAUCAUUCUGAUCAUGAUGAGAAUUCGUACGGUGUCAUUAUGGAUGCUGGUUCCACUGGUACUCGACUUUUCUUAUACACGUGGACAAGUAAUUCAGAUAAUGAACUAAUUGAGAUUGGUCCUGUAUUAGACCAUUCGAACAACCACGUUGUUAAAAAGGUUUAUCCAGGGCUUAGCUCAUUUCAAGAUCGUCCUGAAGAAGCUGCAGAUUAUGUGAAACCGCUGUUGGAUUAUGCUUCUCAAUUUAUACCUGUUGAGAAGUUGCCGUAUACACCAGUAUUCCUUUUGGCAACCGCUGGAAUGAGGCUAAUUCCAGAAGAACAACAAAUUGCCAUACUUACCAAUCUUCACACUAAACUACCUCAAAUGACUACAAUGCAGAUCAUGAAAGAGCAUAUUCGUGUUAUCGAAGGGAAAUGGGAAGGAAUUUACAGCUGGAUUGCGGUUAACUAUAUACUAGGCAAAUUCAAAGCCACCAAUAGUCCAAACACUUCACGUCCAGAUACCGUGGGUAUGAUCGAUAUGGGUGGAGCAAGUAUGCAAAUCGCUUUCGAGAUGUCACCAGGAGAUGACUUUCGAAGUAGUAAUGUAGAAAAUGUGAAUCUUGGUUGUCGCGAUGAUGAUGAUAGAUAUAAGUACAAGCUAUUUGUAACGACAUUUCUUGGUUAUGGUGUUAAUGAAGGUUUACGAAAAUAUGAGCAAGAAUUAAGUGAUCGUUUGCUGACUACUAACGGCACCUAUAUUCGAGACGAAUGUAUGCCAGUCAACUUGCAAAAAGUGAUCAAUCGAAGCGAUGGCUCGAUGUUCGUAAGGAAGGGAAUUGGUGACUGGGAUGGAUGCGUUAAACGUCUUGCCCAGCUUUUGAACAAUUUGGAGGCGGCACGGCCAAAAUCACUUUGCAAGCCGAACUGCUUUUUCGGAAACGUUGCUGCUCCUAUGGUCAUUUCUAUCGUCUCUCAGCUAUUGUUUGCUAUCGCUUGGUGGACAUUACAAUCAUACCCUUAUCGCCGAAAAGUCGAAACAUUUUUGCUCGCUGCUGCACGUCGAAAAUUGUACCCAAAAUCCAACGAAGAUCGCUUAAAAAGUCAGUGUUUCAAAUCGGCAUGGAUAACGGCGAUCCUACACGAUGGCUUUGAUGUGGAUAGAGAGCACAAUAAUUUCCAGAGCGCCUUCAACAUUGCUGGGCAAGAAGUUCAAUGGGCACUUGGUGCAAUGAUAUACCACAUGCGAUAUUUCCCAUUACGAAACAGUGCUACGAAUCUCGUCAUCACCAGGCACGCAUCCGAUUCUUCACUACCGUUUUCGUUUAAUAUUAAAGUUGGAAUGAGGCGGAAUCGCUCCAUUUGGAGCUAUAUGAUGAUGAAUCCAAGUGACACAUCCAGUUUUUCAUCCCUUCGUUCGGUUGCUUAUGGAUAA